AUGUUACAGGUUAGUCCUGCACAAAAAUUCCGAGAAAAUGCUCAAAAUGGUCAAAGUCCCGAUCGUUGGCAGAAGUCCAAUCAGACAUACCCCAUAUAUGUAGUCCCCCGUCUUGAUUCAACACAGGCAUGUUCUCUCAUGGCUCAUUCGUCAGGGUUCAUCUCCGUCUUCCUCUUCCUCUUCCUUAUUUGUCCCACAACAAGAAGUAUUCAUAUGUGCGAGACAUAUUGCGACCCGAACGAAUUUCCCGUUCAGUUCCCUUUCCAGUUGGUCAGAGACGAAUUAGCGAAUGGAAGCAACACUCGUUGUGGAUACCCUGGUUUUGAACUUUCCUGCAACAAAAGCAGAACGAUGCUUCAUCUCCCACACGCUGGAGACUUCCUGGUGGAUUUAAUCUCCUAUGAAGAUCAAAAGCUUUGGAUCAGAGACCCCGAUAAUUGCCUCCCCAGACGAUUCAUGAACAACGAAUUCAACCUCACAGAUUCCACCUUCCAACUCAGCGAUGAUUAUGGCCUUAUGAACUUCACCUUCUUCAACUGCUCCUCCAACGUCACCCAGCAGUACCAACGUCGACCCAUCCCUUGCUUAAGCUCUGACCUCAACCAGAACCAUUCGGUGUUCGCUGUUUUGUCAGAUUUUCCCUUUUCUACGCCAUGGAUCGAGGGGUGUAAGCCCAUUUCCUCUGCUUCAGUUCCCUCUUCUAUCCCCAAUGGAAUAUUCUGGGGGGACCUGAAUGCUGAUAUAGGCUUGCAAUGGAACACUCCAAGCUGUGGAGACUGUGUGGCGAAGAAUGGACGGUGUGAGUUCUUGAAGAAUACAGGUCUUGAAGUCGCUUGCUAUUUAACACACCAAGGUGGUCUUUCAAAGUUUGCCAAGUACGGAUUAGGCUUUGGAGUGGGAAUUCCUGGGUUGCUGAGUGUGAUCGGAAUCGUGUACAUGUGUAAAGGGAGGCGAAGAAGGAACGAAGAUGGAAGGCAAAGCAGAAAUAUUGAACUGAAUAAUGUCGCAGGGUGGUCGUCUAUAGUAGUUAUGGGGCUUGAUGGAGAAAGCAUAGACAAGUAUCCUAUGACUCGGAUUGGGGAUAGUGGCGAUUGCCCGACCCGACAACAACGUUUGCUCUAUAUGCCUCAGUGA
This is a messenger RNA of Neltuma alba, 1134 nucleotides long. RefSeq names its product putative RING-H2 finger protein ATL21A. The transcript is spliced from 2 exons. The coding region runs from base 1 to 1134 and encodes 377 amino acids. NCBI's taxonomy places the organism in Eukaryota, Viridiplantae, Streptophyta, Magnoliopsida, Fabales, Fabaceae. The record is from RefSeq and is a predicted model, not a curated record. Gene Ontology annotation, molecular function: polysaccharide binding.